Messenger RNA from Fusarium tjaetaba, 1257 nucleotides. RefSeq names its product ran GTPase activating 1. Gene Ontology annotation, biological process: nucleocytoplasmic transport; activation of GTPase activity. The record is from RefSeq and is a predicted model, not a curated record. Lineage: Eukaryota; Fungi; Ascomycota; Sordariomycetes; Hypocreales; Nectriaceae. Bases 1 to 1257 code for a protein of 418 amino acids. Gene Ontology annotation, molecular function: small GTPase binding; GTPase activator activity. The transcript has 2 exons. Gene Ontology annotation, cellular component: perinuclear region of cytoplasm; cytosol; nucleus.
AUGGCUUCUUCCGAUAAGAUCUUUUCCCUCGAGGGAAAGGGCCUCAAGCUCGACACUGCUGAGGAUCUCGAGCCUCAUAUUGCCCCUCUUCGAUCCACAGACGUCGAAGAAGUUCGUAUUUUGGGCAACACUCUGGGUGUUGGCGCCUGUAAGCUUCUUGGCGAGGUUCUUGCGACCAAGAAGAACCUGAGAGUCGCAAACUUCGCCGAUAUCUUCACCGGCCGACUCCUGAGCGAGAUCCCUGACGCCAUCUCUUCGCUGCUCACCUCCGUCCUCAACCUUCCCAAGCUCAACACUAUCAACUUAAAUGACAAUGCCUUUGGGUUGAACGUCCAAGCGCCUCUCGUGGCCUUCCUAGCCGCCCACGUGCCGCUGCAGCACCUUUACCUGAACAACAACGGCAUGGGCCCUCACGCUGGUAUCCUCAUCGCCGAUGCGCUCUCCGAGCUUCACGCCAAGAAGGAGGCUGCCCGAAAGGAAGGAAAGGAAGUUCCCGAUCUCGAGACUGUUAUUUGCGGCCGAAACCGAUUGGAGAAUGGAAGUAUGACGGCGUGGGCAAAGGCCUACAAGCUGCACAACAAGAUCAAAGUGAUCAAGAUGGUCCAAAACGGUAUUCGACAAGAAGGUAUCUCCCACCUUCUCGCCGAAGGUCUCAGUCACGCCUCCAAACUCGAGGUUCUCGACCUGCAAGACAACACUUUCACCGUCACUGGGGCCCGAGCUCUGUCAAAGGUUGUUGCCAACUGGACCUCGCUCCAGGAGCUGGGAGUUGGUGACUCCCUACUUGGUGCCAAGGGUGGUGUCCUCGUGGCAGAUGCUCUGGCUAAGGGAAAUAAUGCUAAGCUUGAGACCCUGCGUCUACAAUACAACGAAAUCACCUCCAAGGGUAUCAAGGCCUUCGCCACUGCCGCCAAGGAUGGUCUUCCUGCUUUGAAGCGAAUUGAAAUCAACGGCAACAUUCUCACGGAGGACGACGAGUCAAUCCCCGUCCUUCAGGAGCUUCUCGAGGAGCGCAAGGAGAAGUUCGGUGGUGAUAUUGUCAACGAGGAUGAAUGGGGUGUUGACGAGCUGGAGGACCUUGAGGAGCCAGACAGUGACGCGGAGGAAGAGGAAGAGGAGGAAGAGGAGAUUGAGCCUGAGGACCGAGCCGAGAAAUUGAUCAAGGAGGCCGAGGAAGCUCAAGAGGAACCUGUUAUUCCUGUCAAGGACAAGGAGGUGGAUGAGUUGGCAAAGAAGCUCGAGAAGACUGGAAUUUAA